AUGCCGAUGUUUUAUGAGGGCAUUACUUUCGAAUGUAUUUCGACUUGGAGAGAACGCACUUCAUCACCCAUCCAGCCCCACUAUUGUUAUAAUAUGGAGCAGCCGGGCAGUACUCUCCAAACAAGAAGCGUGAAGAAUGUUCGCUAUGGGAAAAGCAUUGCCAUACUUUCUUGUGUUUUGUACAUUUUGGCGGUGGCCAAGCUUUUUAUUCCACUUCUGACCGACGCUCGAAAACUAGAAGACGCCAUUGCCACAGAAAAAAAGCGUCUAUUGGUGGACAAGAUAAAGGAGGAGAAGAUGCUUCAUACUUUUACGGUUCAGCAGAACUUAGCUAACAACGUCUCGGUUCAUUUUAGCAACCACUUGACGGAGAAGGAGAGAACCUCUUCCGAACGUCCCCAAAUCGUGGAGAGGGAAACGCUAAGAACAAAUUCGCUUGUCGCUAUCCGCAGCGACGAAGUGUCAAGCACAAAUCUCGGGAAUGCAACAACAAUUGAACCGGGUCCACCGCCCUCGUCACAACAUUACCCCAAAGGGACAAACUCGACAAAAGACAAUGCUCCACUCACAAGGGGCAAACCUAGACCAUACGACGUGGACGUGGGCGACAAAGCAUUCCUUAGUUCUCUUUCUUGGGAAGUCUUGCUGAAACUACCACAAUGUCGAGGUAAGAGAAGAUUGCUCGAGAUUCUUUCGGCUGCUGGUCUGAGCGCGGGUGACAUUAAAGCUCGCUGUAAGUACCUUCCGCUUUGGCAUGAAGUCGCAUCGCUUUACGGAGAAGAACCGAUUAUAUUAGGCUUGGAGACGUGUGCGGAGUAUCGGCGGUCCGUCAACACCAAUGAUCCCAGAACGAAACGCCUGAACGGACUACGAAUUGCUGGCUUGUACAAUUCAGGGACCAAUGCUUUAUGGAAGACAAUCGUAAUGAAUGUGGAGGGUCGGAAAAGUAUCGAAAACGACUGGGGAGAUCCGGGACCAUCAGUUCCAUGGGGUAAACACAUGCCACCCCGGUAUCGCUUUUCCAAUCGCUUUCUUCCGGAUGAUCCUCUCAACGUGAUGCCUGUUGUCAUUGUUCGAGAUCCGUAUCGAUGGUUGGCCGCAAUGUGCAAAGCACCGUAUGAUGCCAGAUGGCAGAGAUCUCCGUACCAUUGUCCAAAUUUGGCUAUCGCGGACAAGGAAAAAGAGAUAUUCGGAAAUUUCACGAAGCCAUUUCAAGUAGCACUCUCGGCUCGUCAAACCGGUUUUGCGUUUACGGACUAUUACGAUACAUUGGCAGAUCUCUGGUCGACCUUUCACGAAGAAUAUAUCAACGCCACUUUUCCGAGAGUUUUUGUUCGUUUUGAGGAUACGAUAUACCACGCCGAGAAGGUAUUGAAGGCUUUGACGGAAUGCGUUGGGAUUCCAAUCGCUCGCAAGUUUCGCUAUUUGCUCGAAAAGCCCAAGAAGCACGGAAAUCCUUCCGAUUUUGUCACGGCACUUGUCAAGUAUGGGUCUAGUCAGGGUCGCUUUCGAGGAAUGCUCGUUGAAGAUCACGAGUAUGCCCAAAAGCGAUUCCCGGCCGAUUUCUUGGCUGCGCUACAUUAUUCGCAUGCAACCCUAAAUCCAUUGUCCAAACGUGGUGGACCAAACGGCACAAUGGACAUCCUUCGGUGA
Phaeodactylum tricornutum CCAP 1055/1 is the source of this 1653-nucleotide messenger RNA. RefSeq lists its product with no specific name. Lineage: Eukaryota; Bacillariophyta; Bacillariophyceae; Surirellales; Neidiaceae. The record is from RefSeq and is a predicted model, not a curated record. The transcript has 3 exons. The coding region runs from base 1 to 1653 and encodes 550 amino acids.